Pangasianodon hypophthalmus (striped catfish) is the source of this 2193-nucleotide messenger RNA. Its product is annotated as interleukin-1 receptor type 1. Gene Ontology annotation, biological process: signal transduction. NCBI's taxonomy places the organism in Eukaryota, Metazoa, Chordata, Actinopteri, Siluriformes, Pangasiidae. Bases 20 to 1756 code for a protein of 578 amino acids. The record is from RefSeq and is a predicted model, not a curated record. The transcript is spliced from 10 exons.
CAGAACAAAGAAGCAGUUAAUGGUGUUAUACGAGCUGCAUAGGCGCAGUGGUGCGUCUGUGUACAACAUAAACUUCAGUCAAAAACUAAACCUUGUUGAUUUAGAUAGCAGUCAUACUGCUCACUCCUACUCCGUCCUACAUCAUUACCGCCGCAUAACAUCCGUUACAUUACUAACAUUGCGUUAUUUUACUUUUGCACUCCAGGAGAAAAUGCCUGGGGUCUUGAUUUUACUUGUAACUUUGAUCUUUUCUGUAUCAUCUUUCAUAUAUGCAGAGAACGAGAAGGGAAUAUCCACUGUUAAAGGUCAUGCUACUAUUCUCUUCUGUGGAUCAGACCUGGACAAUAAAUUCUCAACAUUUAUUUGGACUAAAGAUAACCACACUUUAGAACCAAGCUCACGUAUUCAAAUGCAAGGCCAUUUAUUGUGGAUUUUAAACACUACAUCAUCCGACGGUGGCCUUUAUGUAUGCCGAAGCACCAACUCAACUUGCAGCAUGGAAAAGCAAGUGUUUCUGUUUGUUGAGGCCGGACCUUGUCCAAGUCCCGAUGCCACAAAGCUGGCACUGGAGGAAACCAGCAUCACCCUUUCCUGUGCUGAAGAAUAUGUUCCAGUUCUGGGCCAGAGAUUGCAAGUGCAGUGGUGGAAGGACUGCAUGUCAACAGGCAUACAAGGCAGUGAAUUCAGUCUUUUUAAUGUAUCCAUGAGCAACAACGGCAACUACACCUGUCUGGUCAGCUUUAGAUAUGAAGACAAAAACUACACAGCAUCUCACACCUUUGAGCUCGCAGUGAUAAUGAAAGAGCCUGUGAAUAAACCUAAGGUAAUACAGCCUCGUAACCAGACUCUGCAUGUCAAGCCAGGUGUGGAAAUCAAAUUGGAAUGCAUUGUAUUCAUUGGUUUUGGAGAGGACUCAGUGCUUGAAACCUCUGCGUACUGGACAAUAAAUCAUUCUUACACUGAGAGCUACCCAGAGCUUCAGCAGAACCUGACCACAGAGAUGAGAGAGAAUUCUGGGCUGUAUGGCAAUUUAACAUUGUUCAUUCCUAAAGUUUUGCCUGAAUUCUUCGGUGUACCUUUUCACUGUAACAUUUUAAGUCCCAGUGGAGGGGACACGGGUCAGGUGUGGCUCAGCCAAGAUACCAACCACAUAUGGCUGAUUAUCAUUCCGUUUCUCAUAUUAGCAGCUGUUGUGUGUGCUGUCCUACUGAAUUUCUUUAAAAUAGACCUAAUUCUAGCCUAUCGUCAUCUUUGUGCCAAAGGCAAAGCCACUCAAGAGGGGAGCCUAUACAAUGCGUAUGUGUUGUAUCUCCACGGCAAAAGUCCUGGUUCCUCUACAGCAGAGGACUUGGCCCUGAGGAUCUUACCUGGGAUGCUGGAGCAGCAGCAUAACCUCAAACUGUUCAUACAAGGCCGUGACACAGACACAGAAGUGAGUAUUGCCAGAAUAUCUGAUGUGCUGAGCCAGAGCAAGGCGGUGGUGCUCAUCCUCCCAGGCAAUAAUGGAGAAGAGAAUUUGGUUCCACUAAGUAAAGAGCAAAACAGGCUUGAAGACUCACAACUCUCAGUCCUUUUUUCUGACAUCGCUCACUCCAGCGUCCCACUCCUUCUGGUAGAGAGUGAGGAGAAUGCUGAUUAUUUGCUGCUGCCAGAGUCUAUCCAGUCCAUCAUUAAAAAGGAGAGAGUACUGAAGUGGAAGCCGACAGUGCAACCCAAUGGUCGCUUCUGGAAGCAGCUCAGAUAUCACAUGACCUGAGAACAUGCCUCUGAAUAACAGCAUGCAAUAAUAAUUUUUUUUUUUUAAAAAACUCACACUGUAAAAUUAUGCUACGCUAAUAUACUGUACCUUUGCUUAAACUAUGCUAUACCUUUUCACCAUGUAACAAUCUAUAUCAUUUAAAUUAUUUCACACUUGCAUUGCCACUGUACUCUUACACAUUGUAACCUUUAAACAGAUACUGUACUAUGAUACAGUUAUCAUGCUAUAAAGUCUUCAUACAGUUCCACCUCUAAUAGAAAUAUUGCUACUGAUCAGAAUCUAGACACUGACCAGAAAGAAAUUCAGUGUUACCCAAGAACCUAGAAAUGUAAACCAGAAGCUUCUGUUUUGCUUCCUUCUUUCUCUUUCUGUCCAAACAUUUCACGCUACAGUGAAUAAAAACAGAUGUCAGAGCUCCUUUGUAUUACAUUAAA